CCAAGAAAUUCAAGUAAACAGGCGCCUAAUACACUACCAGCCGUUAAUUCUCUCUUUCUCUUUCCAGUAAGGUUGGUUAACAUUAGCAAUGCCUUGGAAGCAGCAGUCUGUGAAAGAUUCUUCUUCUUCUUGAAUUUCAGUUGCGUUUGAUUCUGAUGUCAGUUUCUUGGCAAGCUCUCGGCAGCCUCAGCGCUCUUUCAUUAGCAGCGCCUCCCUCCUCUAUCAGAACUCGUUGUUCCUCACUCCCUGGGUUUCAGGAGAUGUCCCCGGGGCCCUUGCGCUUGGAGUCCAGAAGUGAUUUUAUCAACUUGGCGCAAUCAGAGAAGGUUAUCGAGAAAAACAGAGAUUUUGUGCCGGGAAAGGACGGGCAAGAGCAAAACGAAGAAGACGAAGGAAUUUCCAUGUCAACAAUACAAGUGCCGAGGCAGAAGUACAUCCCGGUUUCAAAGGCUGAGCUGCUAGACGCCAUCGUUCUGAUGAUGUUCGAGUCGCAGCAAGAUGAUGGUGAUGAUGCCCAUCACUUUCUUCUUCUCUCAUCGUGCUUGGACUCCAUUCUUCAUGCUGAACACAAAGGAAUUUUAGAAGAAAUGCGUACUGAUUAUUCCUUUUCUCAUUCCAUGGGGAAAAGAAAAACAAUUAAUGAUGGUUCAGCUAGUUCAGACUCAGCUAGUUCAGACGGAAAGUUUGUUACUAAUGGGAAGGAGUCAGAAUAUGCUGGAGAUGACAUUAAUGGAGUUGGGAGCGUAGAGAGAUAUGAGGAGGAAGAUAAUGAACUUGAUAAGCCUAUAUCUUUCAUUCACGGUUUGGACUUGAGAAAUCUAUUGGGCUCUUCAGACAAAAAUGUCAAGAAAUAUUCUGAUGGUGGAUCCAGGGUUGCUGUUGCCACUCGUUUCCAGCGUACUUUCAUGCAACUUCUUUAUGAUGCUCAGUUUGAAGAAUUAUCAGCUAGGGACUUGAUGUUGACAUCUGCAAUGAACACAGAUUAUCUUCUUACUUUGCCAGUAUAUGUUGAUUGGAAGAGAGCAUCUGAGUCCAAUGCAAUAAUAUUCAGGCGGGGAUAUGCAACUGAGAGGCAGAAGGGCCUCCUUAUUGUUGAAAAACUAGAUUACAUACAGUCCAAACUUCUGCGAGGAAUUUUCUUUAUAAUAUCCAAGCCCUUAGGGAAACUUGUCACCUGGAUAAAUGAGGCUCUCAAAACUGCUAUCCAGACAAAAGAAGUACAAGAGUGGAGUGAGAGAAUGAAGCUUUGGCUUAAGGAUCUGUCAGUGUUUCAGCAAUCAUCUCUGUAUAAUCAACGUGUUUCUGAUGAUCUGUUGGGAGUGCAGCAAUUAUCAGAUAGGGACCUUCCUAUUUGGCUGGCAGCACAGAGGGCAGUAACUCGUUAUGAAGGGAUAUUGUCACCGGUUGGUCCCCGUCGAAGGCUCUUGAGGAAAUUGCUUUCAUGGAUUGGACUAAUCCCACCUACACCAGAAACACCAUAUGAGCUUGAUAAAGAUAGUAAUUCUUCAGAAUCUUACAAGAGGCCUAUUUUCUUAUCAAGGAUAUCACUUAGUGAUAUUUGGAGACCGGCUUCAAGGAAAUACUGUGGAAACAAUCUUUGGAAGAUAUUUAAAACUUCCAUUUCCAUUCUUCUCUCACAGUCAAUCCUCCAGGAGGCAGCAUUCCAAGAAUUGAUUUUACUUUAUACCAAGGAAGACAGCAAGAGUGAUGCUGAAAGUAAAGCUGACGUUCAAUCAUUACAGUUAAAGAUCUAUGAAAGAAUUCCUAUUCCGGAUUUACCAGUCAUAUUCCCUCACAAAAAGCUAUCUUUCCGUAUCAUAGACACGGUACGCUUGGAUGCUUCCACAAUAGUGGGACUUUUGGCAUUCUUCAUAAACUACAAGUUUGAGGAUGUCUUAUCUUCCCCAUCAGCAGUAGUUCUUGAUGCGGUUGCUAUCAGCGCUCUUAUAAUUUAUGUGUCUCGUGUGGUUCUAGGUUACAAGCAGACCUGGGAUAGGUAUCAAUUAUUGGUGAACAAGACACUUUAUGAGAAAACCUUAGCAAGUGGCUUUGGCUCAGUGCAUUUUCUUUUAGAUGCUUCUGAACAGCAGCAAUACAAGGAAGCCAUUUUGGCGUAUGCAAUCCUUCUCAAAGCAGAAAAGGGCCAGGUCACUUGUCGCGGAAGUGUUGGGGACAAAUGUGAGAGAUUCAUGUAUGAUGCAUUUAAAGUAAAGGUUGAAAUGCCGAUCGACAAGGCAAUCAAUACAUUGGUGAGGCUGGGCCUUGUUGUAACUGAAACGGAUGCUAUUGAUGCGAGUGAUGGAGUGCAGGCUGUUCCCUGUCCAAAGGCAUACGAGGGCCUUAAAGAACGUUGGAAUUGUUUGCUCAGAUAAGUUUGAUUCAUUUUCACGCUACCUGCUACGUAUGAAAUGAUCAUGUGUUUUUUAUUUUUAUUUUUAUUUUUUUUGGCAAAAAGUCAUUGAAAAGAUUCGAGUUUGUUUUAAAUGGCUUUUUUUUCAGGAGUAAUGUUUGCUACACAACAUUUGUACAGCAAAGCUGACGUGAAAAUUAUUUUCAAUUUUUUUUUUUUUUUUUUAUGGAGUGUAUAAUGUUGUCCAGUAAUUUCCACAUCAGCUUUUGUGCAACAAACAUUAGUACUCCUUUCUCAGUGGGUAUCAAAAUGUCAUUGUAUGUGAUAUUUGUUUGGAUAGUGGAAAGUGGAAAUGAAGAAUAAGAUUGCCCUACUUGGCUUCUUCUCGUA
Messenger RNA from Alnus glutinosa, 2740 nucleotides. RefSeq lists its product as uncharacterized. The coding region runs from base 156 to 2372 and encodes 738 amino acids. The record is from RefSeq and is a predicted model, not a curated record. The transcript has 14 exons. NCBI's taxonomy places the organism in Eukaryota, Viridiplantae, Streptophyta, Magnoliopsida, Fagales, Betulaceae.